AUGGCAAAGCCAAAAAGCGAAAGCUUGCCAAACAGACAUCUGUAUACACGAGUGUCGUAUCUGCAUCAAGCUGCCUGUUACUUGGCGACAGUACAGUCAGCAUGCUCACAAUCAAAUUCGACAUCAUCGGAGCCCCACGAUGACGUUCAGUCUACCAGUCGGGGAGAGCAAUCAACAAAUGAGACGGUUGCUCGUCGCUUUGUCUCCGACAUCCGAGCAGUCACCCUGAAAGCUCAGAUUCGACCCAGCCCGGCAGUCAAGCAGAUGAUGUGCAAGUACUGCGACACGUUGCUUGUUGAAGGAAAGUCCUGCUCUACGACUGUCGAGAAUCCCAGCAAGGGCGGCAAAAAGCCUUGGGCUGAUGUUAUGGUCACCAAGUGCAAAACUUGCGGCAACGUCAAGCGAUUCCCAGUAAAUGCUCCUCGGCAGAAGAGACGACCAUUCCGACCACGCAAGGACGUUGAAAUGACAGAACCAGCAACUGCAGCAUCUGAUGUGCCUGCGGGGGGCGACUGA
Colletotrichum truncatum is the source of this 516-nucleotide messenger RNA. Its product is annotated as RNase p rpr2 rpp21 snm1 subunit domain-containing protein. Gene Ontology annotation, biological process: tRNA processing. The record is from RefSeq and is a predicted model, not a curated record. Gene Ontology annotation, cellular component: nucleolar ribonuclease P complex. NCBI's taxonomy places the organism in Eukaryota, Fungi, Ascomycota, Sordariomycetes, Glomerellales, Glomerellaceae.